Rotaria sp. Silwood1 is the source of this 1365-nucleotide messenger RNA. Lineage: Eukaryota; Metazoa; Rotifera; Eurotatoria; Philodinida; Philodinidae. The record is from the annotation of a GenBank genome assembly.
AUGAGUAACAACUUAUUUAGUGAAUAUCCAUCCUUGUUUUUAACAGAAAAAAGGAAUCUUCAACGAGUGUUUUUACAAAAUAAUCAAUUAACAUCAUUAAAUCUUGCAUCAAUUGUACUUGUUUUCGUAUCUAUCGAUUUAUCUAAUAAUCAAAUAUCAAAAAUAACAAAUAAUGCUAAUAUUAAUAUCUCAACAUACAAUUAUUCACUUGGUGCGACUAUUGAUGUAACAAAUAAUAGUGAAAUAAUCGACUUCACAGAUGCUAUUUAUGAAAUGUAUGGUGCUUGUUAUGAAAUUCAACAAAUAUAUAAUACAAUUAAUUUCACAAAUACCAUACCACAUCUUUGUAAUAUAAGUCCAAACAAUGGUAAUAUAAUAUUAGUUAAUACAACUGAUAAUAUCACUAAAAUAUAUCGAUAUUAUCUAACUCAAACUGUGAAUAAUAGUUAUUGUCUGUUUACAUUUUAUGUUGGUGGACGGCGAGUUUCUAUUGAUUGUAUCAAUGAAUCAAGUACGCUUACUGAAAUUUCAUCAUUAUGUUCAUUACCAUCAAAUUCUAUCGAUCUUUCGAAUCAAUCAUUUUGGAUAUUAAAUAGUAAUACAUUUCCUUGUUCAUCAAAUAAUACCGUUCAAAAUAUCAAUCUUGCCUAUAAUCAAAUUAAUACUGUCACUUUGACAUUAUCCAAUUGGAUAUUGAUUGAUCUUACAUCAAAUAAUCUACCACAAUUACCAUAUACUCUCUUACGUUCAAAUCAAAAUGCAAUCUCAAAAAAUAAUCCAUUUUCAAAAACGAUUAAUGGUUAUCAUAUUAUUAAUAAUUAUGAGAAAAAGUCUUUACUUAAUGGACCAGUUUCAACAAAUAUUAUUCGAUCAAAUCAAAUGCGUUUUCUUCUUAAUGAUCAAAUAGCGCAAAAUUAUAAUGCAUGUAAAAGUAAAUCAUUAAAUUACCUUAUUGAUAUAUUUGAACGUAUAAAAAAUAGUAAUAGUUCAAAUUCUUCUCCUUCUAAUGAUCUUAAUGCAAAGGAUAACGGUCGAGUUUUAGCUAUAGUUCUUGGUUCUGUUCUUGGUUCUGUAGUAUCACAGUUAUCAAAAGUUCGAGAUACGGCUGAUACUCGUCUUGAAGAACGUGUACAAACAAGAAAUAUUCGUCAACCAUAUAAUUUAUCGUCAAUUGAUAAUAGAACUACAUCUCAAUUAGCAAAUAUUCAUGAUACAAGAGAUUAUUCACGAAUGCAAACAUUACAUAGACCAGCAACUCGAAAUAGAUCAUCAUAUUAUGUCACUUCAAUCGAUUUAUGUCAAGUGGGCGAUAAUCGUCGAAAACGACGACCAAAAGAACCUCCAAUUGAUUAUGAUAUAACUUAA